AUCUGGUAAAUCUGUCCAAUGAUGGAAACCCGAGCCAACAACGGUGGUCGGCACAGUAAGACAAACCGACGACGAAGAUCUCGUUCGGUUCGAGCGAACCUCCGCUUUCCGGUUGGCCGUAUCCAUCGGCUGCUGAAGACCGGAAACUACGCCAAUCGGAUUGGAGCCGGUGCGUCCGUGUAUCUGACGGCUGCCAUGGAGUACAUUGCCACGGAGAUUCUGGAACUGGCGGGGAACGUCGCUCGUGAUUCACGAAAAGUUCGCAUCAUCCCUCGGCAUCUGAUGUUGGCCAUCGAACUGGAUGCCGAGUUGCGUCAGCUGCUUGGAAAUGGGACUAUUCCGCAGGCCGGAAUUUUGCCUAAGUUGUACCUGCUGCCAGCCGGUAUGUCUCCCUGGCCGGGGAAAACAAAGUGCUCGAGUUCUACGUAAAAAAAUCGAACCGAUGGAGAAGCUAGAAUGAAAGUGUAACAGAAAAGGUGGAAAUGAAUUUGACGUAGUCUUAAGUGUUACAGUUCGGCUUUGUAUGUAUGUUUGUCGUUGUUAUUCAGUAUUAUUUAAUAAAAUGAAGAUAAGAACGAAGAUUUAUCCGCGUUCUGUGUGAAGCUAC
Messenger RNA from Malaya genurostris, 607 nucleotides. RefSeq names its product histone H2A-beta, sperm-like. The coding region runs from base 19 to 429 and encodes 136 amino acids. NCBI's taxonomy places the organism in Eukaryota, Metazoa, Arthropoda, Insecta, Diptera, Culicidae. The record is from RefSeq and is a predicted model, not a curated record. The transcript has a single exon. Gene Ontology annotation, molecular function: DNA binding; protein heterodimerization activity; structural constituent of chromatin. Gene Ontology annotation, cellular component: nucleosome.